Molecule: messenger RNA, 885 nt
Organism: Colletotrichum navitas
Lineage: Eukaryota; Fungi; Ascomycota; Sordariomycetes; Glomerellales; Glomerellaceae
Product: capsule polysaccharide biosynthesis protein
Exons: 2
Coding region: 1-885 (294 amino acids)
Source: RefSeq, a predicted model, not a curated record
AUGACAGCCCUGCUAGAGACAGCUACAUCAGCUCUCAGAACGGCGAUCGAGGAUGCCCUACAUUGGAUUACCAAAAACAAAGCCCAGACAUUCUGGGGAGCAGUGACCGCUGCUGUCCUAUACCAUAACUUCAAAAGAUUUCCAUUAGUGUGGCAUUUCCGUGUUUUCCGCAACAUUUGGUGGCCAAAAGUGGGCCACUUUGAUCAUAAGCCAGGAUCUGUAUUCCGCCCGGUUGUCACGCCCUCACGCGUGGCCUUGUUGGAGCUGGACUACAACUUGCAUAAAUCCAACAGCACGUACUUUUCAGACCUUGAUGUCGCAAGAACCGAUCUCCUCGCUUCUCUGAGAGCAGAGGCGAUUCGCGGUGGUCUAUACAAGGAGUAUAAAAACGGUGUAAUGGUUCUUCUGGCCGGCACAUCCUGCACCUUCAAGAAGGAAAUCAGCCCCGGGGCCGCAUUCGACAUGUAUAGCCGAAUCCUUACUUGGGACAGGAAAUGGCUUUAUGUUGUGACCCAUUUCGUAGAGAAGCGGAAAGGCGCUGGGCUCUAUACCUAUCGACCCUGGAAGAAGCCUGAAGAAGGAAAGACGACCUCCAAGUCUCCCGUUGUAUUCGCCACGGCCAUCUCCAAAUGUGUUGUCAAAGCCGGCCGACUUACAGUGCCACCCGAGAAAUUCCUCCAGGCGGCGGGAGUCCUUGCGGCCAAUGAGGAUCCCAGCGAAACGAGCGGCGUUGAAAAACAUGCGGGCAACGACUCGGGCUUGGCGGGCGAGGAACAGUGGACAUGGGCUAGAGUGGAGGAAGAGCGCCUGCGGGCACUUAGUAUUGCCGACGGGGUUGCUAGUGGGCUGGAUGCGGCACAUGAUGAGUUCUAUGCCCUGGGAUGA